AUGGCUGGCGUCAAGAGAUCGUUGGCCACUAUGAUGAGCAAUGAAGGGCCGCUCAGUGUCGACCGGCUGCGGCCGUAUGCCUUCAUCAGCUCAAAUUCCGGCUCAGAAGUUGCAUCAAGAACCCCUACUCCGCCUCUCACACCCACUAGCGGCAAGAUCCCAGGUUUCAGUUCCGAUGCCUCACUGGCCUUGGUAGGGCUCCGAGGCUCAGGAAAAUCAACAUUGGCCAUCAUGGCCGCGUCGGCGUUGAAAAAGAAGGUCAUCAAUGUGGACGUGGCAUUCCAGUCAGUUACGGGCUCAUCGAGCUCGAAUUUCAAGCAAGUCCAUGGGAACGCAGAAUGUCAACGGAAGCAGGCGGAAGUGCUGCACGAAAUUCUCCAGCAGAAUCCAACAGGGAGCAUCAUCGUCUGUCCCUGGAUGGAUAGGAAUGUCCAGAUUCUUCUUCGACAGUUUACAGCUACCAACCCAGUUAUCCAUGUCCUUCGGGAUAUCGAUGCCAUCCAAGGCCACUUGAAGCUCACAGACAAGACAAAAGUCCGCAACUUGAUGAAAAUGAGCAACUUGUUCUAUCGCAGUUGUACAAACUUGGAGUUCUUCAACGUCUCCGAACUUCGGGUGAAUAAUGUGGAGCAAUACGAGAUCAGUGGCCGUGGAUCCACGGCGAACGCACCUUACUUGGCAUUGAAGCAAGCUGAACGGCACUUUCUCAAAUUCUUGUCGCUCAUUUACCCAGCUGGAACUAUUUCCUUUUUCGAGUCCGCAUUUCCUCUUGCAAGCAUUGCACCAGAAGACAGAAACUUUACAUACUGUCUCUCUCUGCUCAUCGAAGACAUUUUGAGCGGUAAUGAAAAAUGGGAAGACUCAAUAGUUGGCGUAGACGCGGUUCAAAUCUUUGUCAACGACUUGUCAGCGGCCCGGGAUCCUAUUGGCGGUUUUAGCGACUUAACUAACAGACUUACCGAGGCCACGGGAAUUGUCCGAAGGAGCACUAUGCUGCCCAUCUUGCUCCACAUCAAGCUGCCCGAAGUGCCCAACAACAGCAUAGUGCGGUCAUACCUAGACUUGCUUUCGCAUAGUCUGUCUCUAGCUCCAGAGAUGCUAACGGUUGAUUUGCGCCUGGACCAAUCUGAUCUCGCCAAGAUUAUCUCUUCAAAGAGCCGAUCUAAAAUUGUUGGAAGCUAUUUUCUAUCAACAGACGUCCAACCUUGGGACUCUCCGUCAUGGGCAUCUUGGUAUCAGAAAGCCUGUCAGUUGGGUUGUGACAUGGUACGGCUAGUGCGAGUAGCGAAAACAAUGGACGACAAUUUUGUCAUCUCGCGGUUUAAAUCCAAGGUUUCAUCCCUGAAAACAAACAAGAUACCGCUGAUCGCGUACAACAGUGGAUAUCUUGGCCGCUAUUCAUCUUGCUUCAACCAGACCCUUACGCUGGUUGCGUCCAGCCCAGUGACGCAGAUCCAGGAUAUGGGUCAUCCGUUUCCCUACAUAACAGCAAAGGAAGCCACCAACGCCUUGUACGCUUCUUUUGUAUACGAUGCAAUGAAACUUUACGUGUUUGGAGCCAAUGUUGGGUACAGUAUGUCUCCAGCCAUGCAUAACGCUGCAUUGUCAGCCUGUGGUAUACCACAUCACUAUGCGCCUUACUCAAGCAAUUGUCUGAAAGGGGUUGAACAUCUCAUAUACGACACUCAUUUUGGCGGAGCAUCUAUUGGGCUACCAUUCAAAGUUGAAAUUACAACCUUGACCAAAUAUCUAAGUCCCCACGCCAGAGCCAUCGGGGCCGCCAAUACCUUAAUCCCCAUUCGCCAACUCAAAUCCGAUGGCACCAUCCCAACAGGCUCUGCCCUAUUUGCUGGAAUAAAUAGAGCAGGUCCUGUUUUAGCUUUAUAUGGCGAGAAUACAGACUGGAUCGGUAUUCGAGCAUGUAUCCGACGCGGACUGUCUCCCGCAAAUGCUGUAAGGCCAACCACAUGGGGACUCAUCAUAGGCGCAGGUGGUAUGGCCCGCGCCGCCGUUUAUGCUAUGCUGCAGGUUGGCAUCAAGAACAUUGGCAUUUACAAUCGAACCACAGAGAAUGCAGAGAGACUGGUGUUUCAUUUUCAGAAGCUACUCAAAGAGGGAGAGCAGAAUUUCUUUGCCGAUGCCCAAGAGAUACGGUUUCAUAUAUUCACUUCUCUUGAUGAGCCUUGGCCAUCCGAUCAGCGACAUCCCUCUAUCAUUAUUUCAUGCAUCCCGACACAUCCAAUUGGUAAUACGCCAUCUCCCGAGUUCAAGUUACCUGAUGCAUGGAUGGCCAAUCAAACGGGUGGUGUCAUCAUUGAACUCGGAUACAAAACAUUGAACACGCCACUCUUGAAACAAGCACGAGACGGAGCUUCCCGAGGCUGGGUGGCUAUGGACGGUCUGGAUUUGCUUCCGGAACAAGGCUGUGCGCAGUUUGAGCUUUUUACAGGUAGAAGAGCUCCCCGACGCGUCAUGCGAAGAGAAAUUUUGGAGAACUAUAGGGAUGAAUAUGGAAAGUCACAUCUCGAAGAAUUACAGCACAGGCUACAGUCAACAGUUGAGCAGGAUUCUUGA
Molecule: messenger RNA, 2574 nt
Organism: Trichoderma gamsii
Lineage: Eukaryota; Fungi; Ascomycota; Sordariomycetes; Hypocreales; Hypocreaceae
Exons: 1
Coding region: 1-2574 (857 amino acids)
Biological process (GO): chorismate biosynthetic process
Molecular function (GO): 3-dehydroquinate dehydratase activity; shikimate 3-dehydrogenase (NADP+) activity; 3-phosphoshikimate 1-carboxyvinyltransferase activity
Source: RefSeq, a predicted model, not a curated record